UUUUAACACCGGCAAAUCGGGAAGAAUCGCGAGUGGCAGCCGCCAUUUUGAAAUCUUGCAAUGUAACGCGAGCCCGCAAUCAGAAGUUUUUAACAGUAACCACGUGACGUCGAAUGUGGCUAUAAACCGCUCACAAAUUUCUAUCAUCGUAAAUACAAACGAAAAUAUCAACUGGCUUGUUUAUAACUUCGGCGAUCGACUGCCUUUCUUCCAUAGGGUAGAUCACGGUGACUUAUAUGAAAGAUUUUGGCUCGGUGUAAGGCUCAAUGUCAAGAAGAUUUCGCCCUGCAUCGCUGGGUUCCCAGAGCGGGAUUUACAGCGUUCGUGGAUCUGAAUUGGCGCGGAGCGGAAACACAACUCCUAACAAAAUUCGAUGCGUCGUGGAGCUUUUAGAUGAUUCGGAGUUUGUCAUUGAUAUUGAUAAACAUUCCAGGGGUGAAACUUUGCUAGAAGCUGUUUACAAGCAUCUUGAUUUGUUGGAAAAACAUUUCUUUGGUCUUCAAUAUGUUGCUGAUUCUCCCGACAACUUGCAAUGGCUUAAUUCUGACAAACAAAUCAGGAAACAACUGAAACGUGGUCCCCCCUACAUAUUUUAUUUUAGAGUGAGAUUUUUUGCGUCAGAUCCUUCCAAACUUUCUGAGGAUGUAACAAGAUAUCAAUUCUAUCUUCAAAUAAAACGAGACCUUUUGACUGGAAGAUUGCCAUGUUUGUACGACACUGCAGCAGAAUUAGCUUCCUAUGUACUUCAAGGUGAACUUGGUGAUUAUGACCCCAGGGCAAUGCAUGAAGCAUACGUGUCUGAAUUCCGUUUUGUACCCGACCAGUCAGAGGAUUUUGAAGAGAGGGCAGCAGAAUUUCACAAACAUCAUGGUGGCCAAAGUCCAGCAGAUGCAGAAUUCAAUUUUCUUGAGGUAGCCAAAAAUUUGGAUCUCUAUGGAGUAGACCUUCAUUUUGCUAAGGAUCAUGAUGGCCUUGAUCUUCACAUUGGAAUUUCUCCUCUUGGUUUGACUGUCUACCACAACAGAUGUAAAAUUAAUUUCUUCCCAUGGUCAAAGAUUGUAAAAGUUUGUUUUAAAAGGAAAAGAUUCUUUGUUCAGAUACGGCCAGAUUGGAAUGAAUGGACUGAUAAUGUCAUUGGUUUUCACAUGCCAACCUACAGAGCAUGCAAAACACUUUGGAAAACCUGUGUUGAAUAUCACACUUUUUAUAGAACUCAUCUUCCAAAACCAACGAACAACAAAGGCUCGCUUGUGAGGAUCGGCUCGAAGUACAGAUACAGGGGGAAAACAGAAUAUCAGGCGAUAGAAGAAGGUAGAAGACAGCCAAGAACUGAACCUAAGAUUGUGAGGACUCUCAGCAGAAGGUAUUCCAAAAGGAAUGAUGACGGUUCUCGGCGGAGAAUAGACCUUGAUCACGUGUUUGACAAAGAUGACAUGGUAUUCAACGACAAGUCUGCUGGUCUGAAUUAUUCGUCAUCUGUCCCGUCAAAUUUUGACAAAAUGAACAACUCUUUAGUUCGAAGCAAGAGCCUUGGAAUGGCGGACGCCGAGGGACAUAUGAAUCGACUAAAACCUGCUCUAACGCCAGAAUUACAUAGAAAUGGUUCUGCUAAUCAAGAAGGUCUUAUUACUAUAAGAAUGGAACCAGAUGAACAAGGACGAUUCGGAUUUAACGUCCAGGGUGGAGCUGAUAUCGAUUUACCAGUGAUUGUGUCCAAGAUCGCACGAGGAAUGCCGGCGGAUAUGUGCAUGCCGCAGCUACAGGAAGGAGAUGAGAUUGUCCACAUAAAUGGGAGAAUUGUCAAGGAAAUGCCGCAUCAAGAAAUUGUGGAUCUCAUAAGAACAAUCAGCAAAUCAAACCGACGACUACUGAUAAUGACGAUAAGACCAUUCGUUUUCACGAAUUCUGCCCCCUCGCCCGUGCAUGCGGUGAGUCCGGAGCAGUUUGCCGCGGCUGAACAGAGACACGAACAAGAAAAAGUUGUUGCCAAACAAGUAAAGGAGAAAGGGGUGGUGAAGGACACCGAAGCUCUUCGUGUUUCUAUGGAUCAACUCCGAGAGAAUCUCGAAAGCGGCGAUCUGCUCGUGUACUUUCAGGAAUUGUACAGAAAAAAGCCUGGAAUGUCUAUGGAAGAAGCGAGAAAGCCCGAAAACCUUCCACGCAACAGAUACAGAGAUAUUUUACCUUACGAUGAUACGCGAUGCAAACUUUACAAAGGAAAGAAUGACUAUAUCAACGCUAACUACGUCACGAUGGAAAUUCCUGCGAGAGGAUUACUUAACAGAUACAUAGCUGCUCAAGGUCCACUGGAGAAGACGUGCGGGGAUUUCUGGCAGAUGGUGUGGGAGCAAGAGGCAUCUCUUAUUAUUAUGCUGACUACCACAGUCGAGAGAGGAAGGGUGAAGUGUCACCAAUAUUGGCCGGAAGGAGAGGAAACUCUUACCUUUGGAGAUCUAGAAAUAGUCUGCACAAAAAUCCGCGACUUCUCACCGUCGUAUAUUUACAGAGAAAUGUAUGUCACCGAAACGAAGAGUCUUCGAAGCCGUGUUGUUGUUCAGCUACAAUAUAUUGCCUGGCCGGACCAUGAUGUUCCGGACGAUUCAACAGAUUUUCUGGAGUUUAUUCACAUUGUUCGUCAUUACCGGGAAGGAACAAACACUCCGACUGUGUUACAUUGCAGUGCGGGUGUUGGUCGAACAGGUGUUCUUAUCUUUAUGGAGUCAGCAUUCAACAUGAUUGAAAGUGCAGAACCCAUUUAUCCAUUAGAAAUCGUUCGAAAGAUGAGGGAUCAAAGAUGUUCACUCAUACAAACUCCGGGACAAUUUAUUUUUGUCCUGGAGGCACUGCUAAAAGCUUACGACGAGGAGAUGGUAAAACCGUUAUAAGUGCCAAGCACUAGAACAGAAUCUCUCGCCAGUGAAACUCCUCGGCAAGGUUGUACAGCUCGGUGGCACAACAUUGAAGUUUAACCUGAGAAAAUUCACGGUGUAGGACUAAGCCGACCUUUGAAGAAAUCAGAGGGAUGUUGAGAUUAAAAAAAAAUGAAUUGGGGUACAGAUAAGAGUCACCUUCAAUAUUUUUGGACUCGA
This is a messenger RNA of Pocillopora verrucosa, 3089 nucleotides long. RefSeq names its product tyrosine-protein phosphatase non-receptor type 4-like. Lineage: Eukaryota; Metazoa; Cnidaria; Anthozoa; Scleractinia; Pocilloporidae. Gene Ontology annotation, cellular component: cytoskeleton. The record is from RefSeq and is a predicted model, not a curated record. Gene Ontology annotation, biological process: protein dephosphorylation. Gene Ontology annotation, molecular function: protein tyrosine phosphatase activity; protein binding.